UUUUUUUCUAAUAAUAAUAUAAUAUUAAUAUAUCAUUGCUUCGUUUGAUCUAUCUGUAAAAGCAAUUAUUUUUAUAAGAAAGAUCUGUUUUGUUUAGCUGUUCACUAUAUAAUUUCCAGCAUAUAAAAACCCUAAUUUAGAAGAAGAAUAAGCAAACUUAAUUAUCAGUUAAUUAUAAUAAUGGCACAGAAGGGUGGUGGUUUUUUUUCAUCAAUAGCUUCAAGUUUAUCCAACUUUAAGAAUCAAGUUAAUGGAUUGCUUGGUUACGAGGGUUUGGAGGUUAUUAAUCCGGAGGGAGGAACGGAAGAUGCUGAAGUUGAAGCUCAAAGAGGCAGAUGGAAACAAGAGGACCGAGAUAGUCAUUGGAAGAUGAUGCAGAAGUAUGUUGGUGCUGAUAUUACGUCCAUGGUGACUUUACCGGUGCUUAUUUUUGAGCCAAUGACUAUGCUGCAGAAAAUGGCAGAGUUGAUGGAAUAUUCUCAUCUGCUAGAGCUAGCGGAUAAAUGUGAGGAUCCACACAUGCGGAUGGUUUAUGCUGCAUCCUGGUUUAUAUCCGUAUACUAUGCUUUGCAACGAACCUGGAAGCCUUUUAAUUCAAUUCUUGGUGAAACCUAUGAAAUGGUUAAUCACGAGGGAAUUACAUUUAUUGCAGAGCAGGUUUGUCAUCAUCCUCCAAUAAGUGCCGCACGAGCUGAAAAUGAGCAUUUUGUCUAUGAUAUUACUUCAAAGGUGAAGACCAAGUUUCUUGGCAACUCACUUGAUAUCUAUCCUCUUGGAAGAACCCGUUUGAAGCUAAAGAGAGAUGGGGUGAUCCUAGAGUUGGUGCCGCCACCCACAAAAGUUAACAACCUAAUAUUUGGAAGGACAUGGGUUGAUAAUCCAGGAGAGAUGGUUUUGACCAACUUGACCACAGGAGACAAAGUAGUGCUAUAUUUUCAACCAUGUGGUUGGUUCGGUGCUGGUCGCUAUGAGGUGGAUGGGUAUGUAUAUAACUCUGCCGAAGAGCCCAAGAUAUUAAUGACUGGUAAAUGGAACACAUCUUUGAGCUAUCAGCCUUGCGAUUUGGAUGGGGAACCCCUUCCUAACACUGACCUUACAGAGGUAUGGAAAGUUGCUGAGGCUCCAGCAAAUGACAAACAUCAGUAUACAUAUUUUGCACAUAAAGUGAAUAGUUUUGAUACAGCACCAGCUAAUCUAUUGGCAUCGGAUUCUCGUUUGAGAUCAGAUAGAUACGCCCUUGAGAAGGGUGACCUAUCUAAAGCCGGUUCAGAAAAGACAAUUCUGGAAGAGAAACAGAGAGCUGAGAAAAGGACUCGAGAGGCAAAGGGUCAGAAAUUCACCCCCAGAUGGUUUGACGUGACGGAAGAGGUUUGCGUCACACCUUGGGGUGAUUUGGAGAUUUAUGAGUACAACGGGAAAUAUUCCGAACACAGAGAGGCUGUCGGCGAUGCAAAUACAAAUGGCGUGGACAUCACGAAGACAGAGUUUAACCCCUGGCAAUAUGGCAAUGUUACCGAAACCGAGUGAGUUAGAUGAUUCAGUUUCAUCUUUAUGUAUGCUUUUCUAGUACACUUGGUUCUUUGAUUUGUUGUUUAAAUAUGUUUACUUUAAUAGAAUUAUAAUGCUGAAUUUUGGUUA
Erigeron canadensis is the source of this 1638-nucleotide messenger RNA. Its product is annotated as oxysterol-binding protein-related protein 3A-like. The record is from RefSeq and is a predicted model, not a curated record. Gene Ontology annotation, cellular component: membrane; intracellular membrane-bounded organelle; cytosol. Lineage: Eukaryota; Viridiplantae; Streptophyta; Magnoliopsida; Asterales; Asteraceae. Gene Ontology annotation, molecular function: sterol binding. The coding region runs from base 181 to 1527 and encodes 448 amino acids. The transcript has 10 exons.